AUGUCCGACCCGACAGCGUUCGCUAUGGCAUUCUUGAGCGCUCCGGUCCAGUAUCCUGACACAGUGGAGCUGGACCUCAACACACAGAUCAAGACAGAACCAGACACACAGAUGGUGCUGUUCUCCGACGACCAACACACCAACGCCUAUCCCUCCUCCUACCCUGGCACAGCCGAGACGACGUCGCAGUAUCAGCUCAGUCAUCAUGCCAGCUCCUUGCCCGCAGCUCCAGCCGUCCGCCCCCCGCCUCUGAACCUCGGUCAAAACUCGAACAUGUACCGCAUCAACUCCGUUGCAAGCGGUCCAAUUACCCCAUGCACGCCGUACCUGCCGCUGUCCAACCUGUCGCUGCAGAGCAUGCAAGGACAGAGCUUCGGCACUGUCAACAGUUCGCCCAUGUCCAACGCCUCUCCUAUGCCGCAGCCUCUGUCUGGCUUUUCGUGCUUCUCCAGCAUCGUCUCGCCCACUCUUUCGUCGCCCUCAACAUACAGCAAUGCCAGCCAAGACGUCCUAGUUGCCGGUAACUUCUCCCCUUCGCUGUCCACAACUUUCUCGCCUCAGUUGCCCUCCGCCCUGUCUGUGACCGACCUCGGCCUGGCGCCCGAAAACGCGCUCGCCCUGCCAGACGACAUGAUGGAUAUUUGCAAGGUGGAACCAGACGCCGAUCUGGACGAUCACCCAGUUGGACCCGUCGUCGUCAACACGGUCCCGUCAGCUCUCACCACUAUCGCCCCUGCUCAGUUGGACACUUCUCCUCCAUUGUCACUGCCUUCGAACACCAACCGCAAGCCUCACAACAUGCCAUCCACCCCGCCCUCGGCCAAGUCGUUCUACGCCUCGCCUCCUCGUACCCACUACCGCAACGCUCCGCCUCCACCUCCGGCGUCGUUUCAACCGCCCCCACCUCCGAAACCGAAGCUCAAGUACGUUUUCAAGCCUCCCCGUGCUGCGUCUCCUCUCGAUAACCUGCGUCACCUCGAGAUCCCCUCGCACAUUCGCGACGCGUAUGGCACACGGCGCCGUCAGUGGAGCGUCAACGGUGCUACAACUCCUCGCUACCGCGCCGCAACACCGGACAGUCCUUACCGUCCCAACUCGCCUCCUGCCCCUUACCUUCGCCGCCACGAGUCCGAGUCCGAGGACAUCGACGAGCUGCUGAGUGACUCGCAGACGCACCUCGCGCCCACUCGCAGCCCCUCCCCCGAGCCUCCUUUGCGCUCGGUGUCAACGCCCGACCUGCGCUCUGUUUCGUCUCUGUCCGACAACGUGCCAUACACGUCGUCACGCUCGUCUCACCAAACCCUCGCCAAGCGCAAGGCUACGCAGCCUCUCGAGGAGGAGCAGCGCCAGCGUCCUCGUGCUGGUGAGAGGCGCAUGAGCCAGAACCGCACCGCGCAGAAGAAGUACCGCGACAAGAACCGCCGUCUCGCCGAACUGGUACGUUACCAGCUUUUCAUGACCUAA
Molecule: messenger RNA, 1464 nt
Organism: Trichosporon asahii var. asahii CBS 2479
Lineage: Eukaryota; Fungi; Basidiomycota; Tremellomycetes; Trichosporonales; Trichosporonaceae
Exons: 2
Coding region: 1-1464 (487 amino acids)
Source: RefSeq, a predicted model, not a curated record